This is a messenger RNA of Dreissena polymorpha, 1748 nucleotides long. RefSeq lists its product as uncharacterized. NCBI's taxonomy places the organism in Eukaryota, Metazoa, Mollusca, Bivalvia, Myida, Dreissenidae. Bases 1151 to 1627 code for a protein of 158 amino acids. The transcript is spliced from 3 exons. The record is from RefSeq and is a predicted model, not a curated record.
AAACGACUAACUUUGAAAUAGACGACAACAUAUGUAUCACUAAUUCAUGUAUAGGUGAUGCCUUAACGGUACGUUAUGAGACAGAAACAGGUAAAAUCGAUGACUCUGUUUUACGUCAGCUGCUUGACGCGUUGUGCAAAGACGACGUGGCAAUGAAGAAACAUGAUUGGUCGUCCAUUGAACUUGUUGAAUUUAGCCGCCGCUUUGCGAGUAAAGAUGAGAUGAAAAAGUAUUUCUUGCGUCAUGAACUGUUUAUCAUGGCAAAUUAUCUCGAAUGUCGACUUACAUCCCAAGGCGCAUCAGUAAGCCGUAGUUGGCCGAAGGAUAAAUUAAACGACUAUCUGCAUCAGCUGAUAAUGACAGGUAUUACACCUUUGCCAAGCAUAUCGAGCAAAUCAAAGAAAAGACACAUAUUGUCAUUGAAAAAAAUGGCUUAUCGUGCUGUCUCAAAGAUGCCCAAGAUAUAUUUAGGAAUCAAAAUGGCCGAAUAUACGUGGGCUAAAACGGCCUCUGAAUGGCGCUGCAAAAACAAAAUUCCUUCAGAGAUCUGCUUUGAGGAUACUAACGAAUGUGUCGAUUGGUUCACACAGCCAUCCAUAGGAGAAGAUGGAAAUAUCAGGUUUCACUUCACAGAUGCCUGUCAUAUUCUUACAUGUCUAAGAACAAAGAUUUGUACCACCGGAAUAUCAGGUUUACGGAAGGAGGCGUGGGAAAUGGCUGCGUUAUCCAAGGAUACCAUGCUUAACGUGUCAAUAGUGCUCGAUUGCAUUGACAAACAAGACGUUGCUCUGGCUCGGCGAAUGUUUGAUAAAGACGUAGAGGAAUGCAUGGAGCGAAAUGGCAGUUUUUUCUCUGAAGCAAAAUUGGUAGGCUUAUUAGGAACUGGUUCGACGCCGAAGAUGAACCGUCUAUUCCUGCUUUGACCAGAUGCCACCAUAGAUUGAAGUUAAGACACUGGCUCCUUUCUGGAUAUCCCGUUGGACAUUUUCCACCACCUACCCAGUAUGUACGUGGAAUACCAAUUGUCACGUAUGAAGGACUUCUUGCGCAUGUCGAGCGUAAACUGCAACUGCAUGCUUUUGUCCCGGAGUACAACGCUCGAGCAACCGGCUCACAAGAAGUCGAGCAGUUUUUUUCGACAUUCAGAGAUAUGGAUCCGGCUGGCAAUGGAACCCCUAAACCAGACAGUAUACAUGGAAUGAUGGCAGCGGUGGUUGAGAUAGACAGCUUCAGAUUGGAUCCUAACAAACCCUUUUAUAUAAAGACAUCUCGUGCCGCAGUGUACCCCUCAGUGAUAUGCAUGGCCGCAACUGAUACCGCGAGCAACCACACUAAAUCAAACUUCUCAAGGAAGUAUGAGGAUGUUAGUUCUCUGCGAUACAUCAAGCCAAGGGAUCACGCUUUCGAUCAUCCAAAUCGAGCCUCUAGAAAGAAGAGACGCAAAAAAGGACUAAUAAGUAAGCCUGGGCAGCCAGCACACGGCGAAAAGGGGGUGCGUCAGUAUCACUCAAGAGAUGACUCGAAAAUACCAGCACAUCGACGCCUUGGACUAAAAGACCUACCCGAAUUAAUAUGUAAAAUGCUUUAUACAUCCAAUGAGAAGAAAUUAAAAAAAAUGUUACAGUGAUUUUUGCUUUUAUUUAACAUUGAACACUUUUAACGGAUAACAAUUAAAAAUUGACGACAUCCAAUGACCCUGAUUAAUCUUUUCAUUUAAAUAUACACAGGUGCUGUAUGCGCAACUUUCA